Messenger RNA from Iphiclides podalirius (scarce swallowtail), 2082 nucleotides. The record is from the annotation of a GenBank genome assembly. NCBI's taxonomy places the organism in Eukaryota, Metazoa, Arthropoda, Insecta, Lepidoptera, Papilionidae.
AUGCGUAUCGGUUCUGUGUUAUAUUGGUGCGUACUUGGUUUUCAUCUGUGUAGAGCAGAUGAAUCGGAGAGGAUAGAGUCUAAGGAAAACGGUCGAAGACCUCAGUGGGGUCCUAGUUCCCGAAGUGGCUCAUUUGUUAUUGACCCAGCGGUUUCGGCGUCUAACGAGCAAAUUCUUCUGGAGGCGUGUAACAACGAUCCCGCUUGUCUCCACGACCGCGCCGGCUUGGAGGCUAUCACCCAGCUGCACAGGCAACUAGACGACGAUGCGAACGGCAACGUCGACCUCAGCGAGAGCGACGAUUUUCUCCGCGAGGAGUUGCAGUACGACAGCGGCUAUGAGAAACGGCAGCGCGCCUUCCACCACAACGACGACAUGCACAUAUCCGUCAAGGAGCUAUGGGAGGCGUGGUUACGAUCAGAGGUACACAAUUGGACUACGGAGCAGACGGUGGAAUGGUUGUCGCAGUCGGUCGACCUUCCCCAAUACAGGUCCCUGUUUCUUCAGCACAGGGUGACCGGUGCCACGCUACCGAGGCUGGCGGUAAACAACAUGCAGUACUUAAGCAACGUUCUCGGCAUCAAGGACCCCAUACACAAACAGAAGCUCGCGUUAAAAGCGAUGGACGUCGUGCUUUUCGGACCCCCUAAAGAAGGUAGCAGAUGGAAGGACUGGCUUCUGGCCUCGCUGCUACUGGGCGCCGUGGUCGGCGGCUGGGCCGCGUUGCGCGCCGGCCGCGCCAGCCGCACCCAGGUGCAGAGGAUGCUGCGCGACAUGGAGCAGUUGAGGAAGGCCGAGAUGGCCCUCGACGACAUGCAGAAGGAACUGGAGAAGGCACGCUUGGAACAGGAGAGCGUCACCACUGAGAAGCGCAACUUAGAGAAGAAAUUGAGGGAAGCUGGCGACACACCCCUAUUGAACUCUGCCUCUUCCGAUUUAGAGGUUUCGCAGCUGAAGGCAGAGAUUGAGAUGUUAAGGGCGGAGUUGCGUCGCGCCGAGGGCGAGCUGGAGGACAGAUGUUGGGCCCCGCCGCCCGGUCUGCAGCAAUGGCUGCAGCUAACACACGAAGUAGAGAACCGCGCAUACUUGCGCAAGAAGCAACAGGCCGAUUUGCAACUACAACAGGCGAGAGAGGCCUGCGAGAAACUGCGCAAGAAGCGAUCCAGCCUAGUGGGGGCGUUCGUGUCGACGCACGGAAAGUCUAUCGACGACGUGGACCGCUCCAUUGUGGAGGCGAGAACAGCUCUUAAUGAGGUCACGCAGGAGUUGCAGGAGAGGAUGCACCGUUGGAAACAGAUCGAGCGUCUAUGCGGCUUCAACAUAAUCAACAACAACGGCCUACAGUUCCUCGAGAGCACCCUCUACAGAACCGCGAAUGGACGGCAGGCGAGCCGAGUGCGAAUGAGCAGCUCCCAGGAUGACCUCAGCGUAGGCGACGACGUUUCCAUUUGCGGUUCCGCAGCGGAAACUUUCGGCUGGCGCGAAGAUUCAUCUGGUAGUGAGGAGCACGACGCACCCCACUAUCCCCUGGAUUUGAGACUUGCCGAGGCAAGGUUGCAGCUAGAGGAGCGCUUGGCCCAGGAGGCUCGCGAGCGGCGCGACGAGGACAGGAGGUCCCUACACGAGAGGCCGCGCGGCUCCCACGGGGACGUGCGCAAGAGCCCCGCAGAGGAUAAGCGCAGGGAGCCCGUGCAGUUCGUCCUCGGCGGAGACAACGUGAAUUGGACCGGGGAGGAUUUGACGCGGGCGGUGCACUCGCAGUCGCAGCCGCAGUUGCGCGCCUCCAUGCGCAGCGUCGGCGGGGGCGCCCCGAUGCCUCCGCCCCGGCGGCCCCUGCCCCCGACCGGCCAGAUGGUCCGCUCGCGGAGCACCGACAUCGUCCCCGCCAACCCGGAGGAGCCCAGGCCGCCGCCCCGGAACCCCUUCACGAAGGCCCGUCCACUGCCCGACUCGACCCCAUCCAGCAACACCCCCCCCGAAGAGGAGUCCACAGACUCCUCCCUUAUGGACGACGACGGGGUGCCGAAGCCGAGGAAGAGGCGAAUCCACCUCCCCUUCGGCAAGAAGACCAAAACGCCCGCG